UUUCAGUUAUUCUUCAACCUUCGUCCUGUUCAGUCGCCCAUCUAAGCAAAGCAUAACUUAAUAUUAUUUAUUUAAUUAUUAAAUAAGUUAAUAUUGAAUUUAGUUAAAAAUAAAUCUAAAAGAUGAACUGUGUGAUGUGUCAGCGUACCAUGAUCCGGCCCUUCUCCCGGGAGACCACCCCGCAGCUCUGUGUCUGCGAGAUGGAGCACUACCAGUGCCUCGAGUGUGACGAGCACAUGGCCCGCCACUGCGGCUUCUGUGGCGAGAUCACCCACCUACUCAGCGUCACACUGCGCCUGGAACUGGAGCUGGACGUUGGUGUGGCCACAACCAAGGCUCAUCGAUCCGCGAAGCCGGGCAACGACGGGAAGAUGAUCACGCUGUGGCAGAACGACAAUCUGAGCGACUUCACGCGCUAUUGCAGCCGCACCAACCUCUUGGAGAAGAAGCGCUCCCGGUCGGAGGUGUCUGCCCGGAAGAGUUCUCCGGUGAAGCCGCGACGUCGCAGCAAUUCUUUGGACGGGGACAGGCCCCCUUUUCCUGAAUCGCCGCUGUGGGAAAAUGCAUCAUCGCAGGAUUCUGAGGAGAAUGCCGAAGUCGAGCUGGAGGAGCAGCAGAGCAGUGAGGGAACACUUAAGGCGGAGCAGCCAGUGGAAGAAAGUACGAGUGAAAUCUCGAAGUUGGAGAUUUCAGAGAUGUCGGGGAAGUCAGAGAAGUCGGGGAGAUCACAGAGAUCCGAGAAGUCGAAGAAGUCAAAGAGGUCAAGAAAGUCCAAGAAGUCGGAUAAGUCUGAGAUGUCACAAAAGCAGGAAUAUCAAGAGGCGUUGGAGAAUUUGGAGAAGCUAAAGACAAAGAAGUCUGAGAGUCAGGAGAAGCCGAAGACGCCAGAGCUGGAGGAGAAGCCUGAGAAUCCGGUGGCUUCCACCCAAGCGAAGCAGGAGAACAAGCCUGUGCCCGUGGAAAGAAAUGUUCUGGGUCCACGAAACAACUACUCUCUAUCUCUUCUGGCCUCCGAUCCCCCAAACACGGAUCAGAAUGCACUUUGCAACUUGAUUUCAAUGGUACGCCGUGUGAUCUACACAGGACGCAAGUGGAAGGAUUGGCACUCAUCGAGCGUGGGAUGUCCCUCGGUCUUCUUCGACGAACUGAUGAAGAUCCGGAUGAGUGUGGUGGCUGUCGAUCUUCCGAUCGCCAUGGAGAAUAUCACGAGGACUAUACGGCUGGCCAAAUGCCCAGAGUUCAACUGCCCGACGUAUCUCUGUGCGGAGGGGCUCAACGAUCACCUGGUGGGCUGCCAUCGGUUCUGGACCAUCGAUCGGAUCCGUUUGGGGGAGCCGAAGAGCUUCUGCAUGGAUCUCCGGCUGACGCUGCGCAACGUGCCCAAGUGCCACGCCGUAAUGCAGGUGGAGAACGUGGUCACGGGCUUUGGUUUCGGGGAGCAGAAGAACCUCCUCCCGAUUAUGGUGAUGAGCAUGCACAUCAAACUGGGCGACAUCACGGCCAACUCGAACUCUCAAGAGCAACUGACUGCGAUCUGGGCCACCACUGUGGUCACUGAUCUCCUGCCCCUGCGCAUCACUCUCAGCAUGUGGUCCUUGGAGGGCGACAGGCCCGAGUGCAUCAUCUCCUACACGGGACAGGGCUACGAUUUGCGGAACACCCGACGCCCUCUGAAGCUUCUGAGGAGCGGGCGUGCCAUUAUCCUGACCGCCGAUCAGGUGGAGGGGCUGACCCAGAACGGCAUGGAGAUGGUGGGCAUCCAGAUCUCCGUCAAGAUGGACGUCUCUGUUAUGGUUACUGAGGGAGGUACGCCCCUGGACACCGACACCCAGGAUGGCAGCGAGGACGAAAGCGAGGUGGCUGGAAGCACGGUUUCUGAAAGGACUCUUGCUGAGAGCAUUCAAUGAAAACAGGGAUAUUGGAUUUCAUUCGCAUAUUUUUCCAGAGCUGUGGAAAAUUAGGAAAGUGAGAAACAGGACAGGAUGAUGAUGUGGCCAGGACGAAAGGGAAUAAAGAAAAAAAAUGCGAGAAGAUCUGAGGAAAGCGACACUCAAUUUGCGAAAUGCAAUAAAUUGAAUGAAAAGUGUGAAAAUGAAGAGGAGUCAUCAGCAACAGCGACAACACUAACGACCAAAAAGAGACAGAGAAAUGCCGGAUAGAGAUAGGACGACGUCUAAGGGAUAGAAAGAGAUGGAGGAGCGCUAAGAAAGCCAGAAAAUGUAAAUGAAAA
Molecule: messenger RNA, 2230 nt
Organism: Drosophila ananassae
Lineage: Eukaryota; Metazoa; Arthropoda; Insecta; Diptera; Drosophilidae
Exons: 3
Coding region: 123-1907 (594 amino acids)
Source: RefSeq, a predicted model, not a curated record